Messenger RNA from Venturia canescens, 2308 nucleotides. Its product is annotated as polypeptide N-acetylgalactosaminyltransferase 5-like. Gene Ontology annotation, molecular function: polypeptide N-acetylgalactosaminyltransferase activity. Gene Ontology annotation, biological process: protein O-linked glycosylation. The record is from RefSeq and is a predicted model, not a curated record. Gene Ontology annotation, cellular component: Golgi apparatus. Lineage: Eukaryota; Metazoa; Arthropoda; Insecta; Hymenoptera; Ichneumonidae.
AACGUCGACGUAACGUACACGUUGUAAAACUUUGGAAAAAUGCUUCGCUCGAAGAAAGUUCAUUACCGUGAUCCUGUGAUAUUAAUGCUGAUGUUGUGUAUGUUUGUUUGGUUCUUUACCGUCGUUCUGAUGAGAUCUUUCUUCGCGAAUUAUUCAUACAGUCAGAGUCGUAGUGGAAAUAUCCAUGAACAAUUGUCUGUGGAGAGAUUGCGAGGCGAAGAAAGUGCACAAGUACCAGCAGCAGCACCACCGGUAAAGAACAGACAAAGGCGUUAUUCUCAAACGGAAUUACACCGGUGGAGACCCGCUCGGCCCGUGAGAGAAAACAAAAAUAGUCCCGGCGAAAUGGGUAAACAGGUGCUUAUACCGCCGAAAGACGAAGGCGAAAUGAAAAAACUCUUCGAGCUCAAUAAAUUCAACCUGAUGGCGAGCGAUAUGAUCGCGCUAAAUCGUUCCUUGACAGAUGUCAGAAACGAUGCUUGCAAAUCGAAAAAAUAUCCGAAAUACCUUCCCGACACAAGCGUCGUUAUUAUUUUUUACAACGAAGCCUGGAGCACCUUGCUCAGAACCGUUUGGUCGGUCAUUAAUCGUUCACCGAGGAGUCUUCUAAAAGAAAUUAUUCUCGUUGAUGACGCGAGUGAACGAGAAUAUCUGAAAGAAAAACUGGAGAAUUACGUGAAAACUCUGCCAGUUCCGACUUUCGUACACCGUCAUCGGAAUCGUACUGGUUUGAUAAAAGCUCGUUUGUCGGGAGCCACAAGCGCAACAGGGCAGGUCUUAACGUUUCUCGAUUCUCACUGCGAGUGUUCAGAAGGAUGGCUCGAGCCACUUCUCGCGAGAAUAGCAGCGGACAGGAGGACUGUUGUUGUCCCGAUAAUCGAUGCACUAAAUUACGAAACGUUUGCGUACACGUGUAGCAGCGCAACUGGGGUAUGGGGUGGAUUUGACAUGCGACUCGCAUUCAGUUGGUUUUUCAUUCCCGAAAGAGAAAAAAAAAGAAUAAACGGCGAUUAUACAGCACCAUUUCGAACACCUACGAUGGCUGGCGGAUUGUUUUCGAUAGACAAAGAUUAUUUUUAUGAAAUAGGAUCGUAUGACGAGAAAAUGCUCAUUUGGGGUGGGGAAAAUAUCGAAAUGAGCUUCAGGAUAUGGCAGUGCGGUGGAACACUAGAAAUGCAUCCUUGUUCCCGUGUCGGUCAUGUCUUUCGUGACGCUUCCCCAUAUCCAUUUCCCGGUGGUGCGGAUAAAAUCGUUCACUACAAUACAGGCAGGACAAUUGAGGUCUGGAUCGACGAUUGGAGAGAUUUUUAUUAUACAAUGAUACCAGCUGCUCGAAAUUCUACGAUUGGAGACAUUUCCGAACGAGUGAAACUCCGAAAAAAUCUCAAGUGCAAGAGCUUCAAAUGGUACCUCGAAAAUAUCUAUCCGGAAUCUAUUAUGCCAUACGACGGUGAUUAUUUCGGUACUCUAAAGAACGCUCAUACACAAAAUUGUUUUGUUGUAUACGAUAAAAAAGAUGGUGCGAAGGUGAGCCUCCAAGAGUGCCAGGAAACUUAUUUCUUGCAGAUGUGUAUCUACCAGAAACGGAAUCAAGUAAUCAUUUGUAAUAAAUUGUGUCUGAACGUGGCGAGCCCAAAAGAGCCUGUUACAAUGAAGAAUUGUCAGGGUUCAGGAAAAGAUCAAGCAUGGAGUUACGACGGAGACACAAAAAUGAUAAGACAAAUAAUCACGGGUAACUGUUUGUCGAUACCUCGAUCCGGCGAUUUGGCACGACCGAUACUGGCCAAGUGCGAUCCUCAGGCAGUCGAGCAGAAGUGGGAAUUUCAAAAACAAUUCAAACUCUCCGACCUGAAUGAUUAAAAAUUCGAACAAUGGUGAAACUUCUAUCGUCGGAAUAAUCAAAGAAAUUGAUGAUAAGAAAAAAUGCAUUAAAAAAAUGAUUUUCAACAAAAUAUUCCGGGCUCGAAAGCAUACCUCCGAAUACGCACAAUCGAUCAGAGGAAAAAUAACGAUGCUUACCUGCUAUUGCCAUCCGAAGAUUUAAUUGAUACGAUAGAGCCAAUGCUGCUUCGAUUUCCACUGCAUUCAGCAACAACUUGAUGAAACUACAGAUCUGUGGAUAUUUCAUUUUUAUCCGCAUAGUUGGGAAAUAAACGACCAUCGUUUUUUCAUUUCAUUUUAUUAUUCCUAAAAAUAACAAUAAUAAUAAUAAUGGUAGGAUUAAUAAUAAUGAUAGUAUGGAUAUUGAACGGUUGCAGUGUAACAAGAGUAUUAAAAAUAUGUCUCUACCGUUCUUGGGAACGGAACG